Mandrillus leucophaeus (drill) is the source of this 417-nucleotide messenger RNA. It is a transcript of the gene SPRN, whose product is annotated as shadow of prion protein homolog (zebrafish). Gene Ontology annotation, cellular component: nucleus; membrane. The record is from RefSeq and is a predicted model, not a curated record. Gene Ontology annotation, molecular function: nucleic acid binding. NCBI's taxonomy places the organism in Eukaryota, Metazoa, Chordata, Mammalia, Primates, Cercopithecidae. Gene Ontology annotation, biological process: protein import into nucleus.
AUGAACUAGGCACCCGCGACGUGCUUGGCUCUGCUACCGGCGGCCGCUUUCCUAGACAGCGGUGCAGCCAAGGGCGGCCGCGGAGGGCUCCGCGGGGGCUUGAUAGGGGCCUCGAGGGUGCGUGUAAGGCCGGCGCCGCGCUAUGGUGCCGCGGGCUCCUCGCCGCGCGUGGCUGCGGCCGGAACGGCCGUGAGGGCGGCAGCGGGCCUGGCAGCAAGUUCAGGCUGAAGAAGGGCCGCGGGACCCGGGGAAGCGACCUUGGAGGACGAUAAGGACUGGGUUCCUGGAGGCAAAAGGACCGGCCUCGGCAACUACACCUACCGGGCGUGGACUUUGGGCGCUGGACCCACGCGCGGCCCCCACUUCUGUCUCGUACUGGGCGGCGCCCUCAGCACCCUGGGGCUGCUACGGCCCUAG